AUGGCUGUCUCCCUCUCAUUCACCUUCAUCUCGACAUCCAUCAAGGCUGAUUUUGCCUUCUCUGAUGAGGUGCGAAGUUGGCACUUAUCAGAGCUAGAUCUUCUCUUCAAUAGGGAUGUAAUAACUUUCUUUUCCUCCCCAGAGUUGGACAAUGGACAAGACAAUAUACACCCACAUAUAACAUCAUGCAGUGGAGAGAAGUCCCAUCUGUGUUUACAUUGCAGUAAGACAUUUACUGAUGAGAACACUCUUAUACUACAUCAGAAAACACACCAGGGCGAGUAUGAGCUAAGAAGCCACCUUAGAACACAAACUGGAGGGAAAAUUUUCAACAGUGGAGAAAAGCCUUAUCGAUGUCCCAAUUGUGAUAAAGGAUUUUCUGAAAAGAGCAAACUUACUCGUCACCUUAGAACACAUACAGGAGGGAAACCAUUUAAGUGUUCUCAGUGUGAUAAGGGAUUUUCUGUAAAGACUAUUCUUACUAACCACCUUAGAACACAUACAGGAGAGAAACCAUUUAAGUGUUCUCAGUGUGAUAAGGGGUUUUCUGUAAAGACUACUCUUACUGUCCACCUUAGAACACAUACAGGAGAGAAACCAUUUAAGUGUUCUCAGUGUGAUAAGGGGUUUUCUGUAAAGACUAGUCUUACUGCCCACCUUAGAACACAUACAGGAGAGAAACCCUUUAAAUGUUCCCAGUGUGAUAAGGGUUUUUCUGUAAAGACUAAUCUUACUGCCCAUCUUAAAACACAUACAGGAGAGAAACCCUUUAAGUGUUCCAAGUGUGAUGAAGUUUUUACUUUCCAGAGUAAUCUUACUACCCAUUUAAGAACACAUACAGGAGAGAAACCCUUUAAGUGUCCCCAUUGUGAUAAGACAUUUUCUCGAAAGACUACUCUUACUAACCACCUUAGAACACAUACAGGAGAGAAACCCUUUAAGUGUCCCCAUUGUGAUAAGACAUUUUCUCGAAAGACUUUUCUUACUAACCACCUUAGAACACAUACAGGAGAGAAACCCUUUAAGUGUCCCCAUUGUGAUAAGACAUUUUCUCAAAAGAAUAUUCUUACUAGCCACCGUAGAAGACAUACAGGAUAGAAACCCUUCAAAUGUUCCCAGUGUGAUGAGAGUUUUUCUCAAAGAAGUAACCUUACUAGACAUUUAAGAACACACAGCCUCAACAAAAAGCCUCAACGAAGUUCCCAUUGUGAUAAGACGUUUUCUCAAAAGAAUGAGCUUACUAGCCACCUUAGAAUACAUACACAAGAGAAACCUUUCAUCUUUUCCCAGUGUGACAAGGCUUUUACUUCCCAAAGUAAUCUAGGAAAGCAUCUAAGGUUGCAUACAGGAGAAAAGCCUUUUCACUGUUUCUAUUGUGAAAAGGGUUUUUCUGAAAGAAGUCACCUUAUUAGACACCUUAGAACACAUACAGGAGAGAAACCAUUUAAGUGUUCCCAGUGUGAUAAGAUAUUUUCUGUAAAGACUAAUCUUACUGCCCAACUUAGAGCACAUACAGGAGAGAAAACCUUUAAGUGUUCCCAGUGUGAUAAGGUUUUUACUUGCCAAAGUUAUCUUACUACCCAUUUAAGAACACACAGUGGAGAAAAGCCUUAUCGAUGUGCCAAGUGUGAUAAAGAAUUUCCUGAAAAGAAUAAUCUUACUCGUCACCUUAGAACACAUACAGGAGAGAAACCAUUUAAGUGUUCUCAGUGUGAUAAGGGGUUUUCUGUAAAUUUUACUGCCCACCUUAGAACACAUACAGGAGAGAAACCCUUUAAGUGUCCCAAUUGUGAUAAGACAUUUUCUCGAAAGACUAUAUUUACUAACCACCUUAGAACACAUACAGGAGAGAAACCAUUUAAGUGUUCUCAGUGUGAUAAGGGGUUUUCUGUAAAGACUAAUCUUAUUGCCCACCUUAGAACACAUACAGGAGAGAAACCCUUUAAGUGUCCCCAUUGUGAUAAGACAUUUUCUCAAAAGACUAGUCUUACUAGCCACCUUAGAACACAUACAGGAGAGAAACCCUUUAAGUGUCCCCAUUGUGAUAAGACAUUUUCUCAAAAGACUAUUCUUACUAACCACCUUAGAACACAUACAGGAGAGAAACCCUUUAAGUGUCCCCAUUGUGAUAAGACAUUUUCUCGAAAGAAUAAUCUUAGUCGUCACCUUAGAACACAUACAGGAGGGAAACCAUUUAAGUGUCCCCAUUGUGAUAAGGGUUUUUCCCAUAAAACUUCCCUUAUUAGACAUUUAAGAUCACAAAGCCUUACUGAAAAGCCUCUACAAUGUUUCCAUUGUGAUAAGAGUUUUUCUCACAGAUGUCACUUUACUAGACAUUUCGUCUAAUUACUAGCCACCUAGUCUUACUAGCCACCUUCGAACACAUACAGGGGAGAAACCCUUUAAAUGUUCCUAGUGUGAUGAGGGUUUUCCCUAUAAAAGUACCCUCAUUAGACAUUUAAGAACACACAGCCUUGAUGAAGAGCCUCGUCGAUGCUACCAUUGUGAUAAGAGAUUUUCUCAACAAAGUACUCUUACAUGUACCUCUCAUGUAAGGACAUACAGGAGAAAAGCUUUAUCAAUUUUCCAAGUGUGAUAAGGGUUUUUCUCAAAAGGCUAGGCUUACUAACCACCUUAGAACACAUACAGGGGAGAAACCCUUUAAGGAUUCCAAUUUGUGAUACAAGUUUUUCUCCAAGAAGUACCCUUAUUUGACAUUUAAGAACACACAGUGGAGAAAAGCCUUAUCGAUGUUACCAUUACGGUACCAGUUUUUCUCAACAAGGUGAUCUUAAUCGUCAUAUUAGGACACAUACAUGUACUAGAAAAAAGAAAGAAAAUUUUUCGAUUGUUAUAUGGGAUUUUCUAUCAAUUGGAUGUUAUUAGCCAGCUUAGAUAUAUUACAGGUGGGAAACCCUUUAAUUGAUCCGUUUGUGAUACAGGUUAUUCUGAACGAGGUCAUCUAAUUUGUCAUGUUAGACACACACACACAAGAGUAAUCUUACUAGUUACUGGAGAAAAGCCAUUUAAAUGUUUACUUUGUUCUAAAAAUGGAUUUUAUUGUUUAUACAGUGCAUGAUCUUGCUAAUUGACUAAUAACACACAGAGUAAAAAUGCCACAUAAAUAUUAUCAUUAGAACAGAUGGAUCGAUUACUAACAAACUCAUGACAUGUGUGUAUCUUGCAGAGCCAAUGAACUGAUUAGAUUUUAGGGUCAUGAGGUCAAAGAUCAAAGGGUCAUACAUGUAUAUGAAAAAAAGCUUGUAAUCACGAUAUUCUGAGAACCUGUUAAUGUAUUACAAUCAAACUUGAAUAUUUUAAGUUGCUUCUGUUUUGGUUUGUAAAAUCACUCUAUUGCCCCGGGGGAGUUGAGGUGACGAGCCCCUGGAAGCUCAGGGGUUUUAGGCAUUUAAUUAUAGUCAGAUGACCGAUUGAGGGGCCCAUCUUAGGGCCCCUGGUGGGGUCUGAAGGCCUGACUGUAAAUUUUUGGAUUUUGAUAUUUUCCAAGAAACGCACUUAUAAAAGAAAUUGAGAAAAUCCCUGAAAAUCGUGUCAUUUCAGCAACAUUUGUAAAUCUCUUACCCCCCCCCAUACU
Strongylocentrotus purpuratus (purple sea urchin) is the source of this 3595-nucleotide messenger RNA. Its product is annotated as zinc finger protein 525-like. Gene Ontology annotation, molecular function: RNA polymerase II cis-regulatory region sequence-specific DNA binding; DNA-binding transcription factor activity, RNA polymerase II-specific. Gene Ontology annotation, biological process: regulation of transcription by RNA polymerase II. The coding region runs from base 1 to 1098 and encodes 365 amino acids. The transcript has 2 exons. NCBI's taxonomy places the organism in Eukaryota, Metazoa, Echinodermata, Echinoidea, Camarodonta, Strongylocentrotidae. The record is from RefSeq and is a predicted model, not a curated record.